This is a messenger RNA of Aspergillus calidoustus, 318 nucleotides long. NCBI's taxonomy places the organism in Eukaryota, Fungi, Ascomycota, Eurotiomycetes, Eurotiales, Aspergillaceae. The record is from the annotation of a GenBank genome assembly.
AUGGCCCCCUCCACGGACCCCAGUCGGACGAAUACCUUCAGCGCCGCAUAUUCCUCGCCCCAGCUGAAUGGCACGUUCGAGCACACAAUCCACUCAACCCCACCGAAUCCCUCCCAACAAGACGUGAAAACCAAGGUCGCUUAUCUCUCGGAGCUCAGAAAACUCGUUCCCGAGCUGCAGAAUGAUAUAAACGUCUUUCUUACCCAGCAGAUGGAGGAAGACAAAAAAGCUGCCGAAGCGCAAGGCCGUCAGUUGUCGGAGAAGGAAGCCAAAGAGGAAGAAAACUACGGAGAAGAAGUUGUCGAGGACGAUGCUUGA